This is a messenger RNA of Oppiella nova, 1509 nucleotides long. The record is from the annotation of a GenBank genome assembly. NCBI's taxonomy places the organism in Eukaryota, Metazoa, Arthropoda, Arachnida, Sarcoptiformes, Oppiidae.
CUUCUCUCACGCGCUCUCAGUCGCGACUCGAGUGUUGAGAAAAUGGCGGAAAAGACGACGGAAAAGACGACCGAAAAAGAGUCGCAACUCUUGACAGUCGUUGAGCACGAGCUGCGCGUCGAGGAGCGCGUCGUCCAGACGAAGGCGUUCGGCGCCGUCAAAGUGCACAUCCAGGGCUCUCUGGACGCCAUUCAGUCGAAGGCCGUGUUUCUGACGGUUCACGACAUCGGAGCCAAUCACAGUUCAAUGAAGGAAUUCGUGGACAACGAGUCGAGUUUACUAACGAAGCAUAACAACAGCGCGAGAAACUGCGUUCUCCUGCCGCGGCUUCUGCGUGUGGAGGGCUUCCCAACCAUUCAGCAGAUCGGCGAAGAGGUGAUUCGCGACGUUCUGGACGCGCUGUCGGUGCCGCUCGUGGUGGGCGUCGGGGAGGGCGCGGGCGCCAACAUUCUCGCGCGUUUCGCUUUGGCGCACCCGUCGCGCGUGCUCGGCCUGGUUCUCGUGCACCUCGUGUCGGCCGAAGUGGGAUUCCUGGAUCAGCUAAAAGACCGCUUUUUCCACCGCCGAAACUCCCAACAGAUGUCUCCACUCGACGUCAUCGGAAAGGAUUCAACGGACGAGACGUCGCGCGCGCUUCUGGAGGCAUAUCGCGCGCGCGUCCAGACCCUCAAUGCGCGCAAUCUGCAGAAGUACGUCACGGCUUACAUGAACCGGAAGGUGAUCUCGGAUUUGGCCGAAGUGGACGUCCUGUUGGUGGCGGGCGCGCGCUCGCCGUACUGCGCAGGCGUAGAGGCCAUACACUCGAAGUGCAACAAAACGAAGACCUCUUUGUUGAAAGUGGACGACGUGUGUGACGUCAUGAGCGCACAAACGUCGCUUUCGCGGCUGUUUAACCGCGUUUCAGACGAAAACAAGCAGUUUCCGGAGCCUAAAGACUGGAGUACAGGCCGGCAGCUGCCGCUCAUAAGGGCAUCAGUAGGAAACGCAAACAGCGCUCUAAUGCCCUCUAUUUCGCCCGCAGGUCAGGCGCGCGACGGCAACAGCGCGCUCAAGACGUUGGGGUCGAUCGGACGGCGCCGCACGCUCUCUAUGGAGGAAUACAAGAGCUUUGAUUGGCUGCUGAGUGAAAGCCGAUUGGGAUUCAGGUUUCAACGACAACGAACUCAAUAUCGCAAACAGAGUUCGUUCGCCGAAUCGAAACCCGAAUUCAAUGGCAAUCUGUUGUCUUCGCUGUCGUCGUUCUCGUCGUUCGUGUCGUCCGUUUGGUGGUCGCCUAUACUCUCCUCUACUCUAUACUAUAGACGACAGCGUCGAAUGAAUGGCAACCCAUUGAGCGUCCGAUCGAUCGUCUCUGCAAAACGUCGCGCGCGCGUCGACCCAUCGCUGCCUCCACUGCACGCAUGCGUUACUCCGCGAAUGCAUUGCUUUGCCGUCGAGUCGUCGUCGCCGACGACACGCGUCGCUCGGCUGUCGUCCGGCGGUCCUCUUCGGCCGUCGCGGACCGUCUGA